Molecule: messenger RNA, 3907 nt
Organism: Drosophila erecta
Lineage: Eukaryota; Metazoa; Arthropoda; Insecta; Diptera; Drosophilidae
Product: opsin, ultraviolet-sensitive
Exons: 4
Coding region: 772-2235 (487 amino acids)
Biological process (GO): visual perception; G protein-coupled receptor signaling pathway
Cellular component (GO): membrane
Molecular function (GO): G protein-coupled receptor activity
Source: RefSeq, a predicted model, not a curated record
CUGGGAUUCAACGGAUGCCUUAAAUCCACGAGCAGUUUGGCGGUCUUAUUAAAAAUUGCGUAUACGCCGCGUGCUACCAAGUAAUUGCUUGACCAAAGCCACCAGGUCGUCAAAGGAAUGGCUUAAAACGCUACCUACAUUUUUACGUAUAUAACUUUUCCGGGUAAUCGGCGGAAAUUGACGUAAAGUUUUGUGUCCGGUUGGCGCCAUUUGGCCAUUGGUGCUGGCCAACUUUUGGAUCUGUACGAUGACAAACUGAAAAGCAAACUUUGUAAAGAUUCAGCUCCGGACAAAAAUUCAAGUGUUUCUGCAAAGAAUACAAAUUUUUGAAUCGAAAAGGACACAGUUCUGUGGAAAAAUAGUUGCAAUGCAAUGCACAAUGGAAAAUCAGCAAAGUGUCCUCCAAGUUUACGAAAACAGAAAAUAACUCAAUAAUCAUCGCUGCAGGGUCACCCGGUGGACAGCUAAUUGCAGCUAACCCCGUUGGCAUUUAGCAAACGGAAAAUGCUUCGUGACCGCGGCAACCAGACUGCACCACCAGCAUCACCAGCAUCACCACGGGAAUCCACACCGCUGAAACCGAGUCUGCAACUGCAACUGGAACUGAAGGCAUCCCAGUGGCGGCCACACACGGAAUCCUUGCCAAAUGCGGCAGUCGAGGCGCUGGCAAGUAAAUAAGCGUAAUCCUUUGCGGGCACGUACCACCUCUACCGCCUGUUUGGAGUAGCUCGUAAAUAUUUGGCUGAGUCGUCGCAUCCAAGCCAGUCAGUCAUGGAGGCCAUCAUCAUGACGACCCUGCCCACCCUGACAACGGAUGCUGGUGACAGCAGCUUCUGGCUAACCGGUGCCCUCUCGCUCUCCGAGAUGUUGGCCAACUCCAGCCACGGCCAUUCCACUGGGAGCACAUCCUCGACGGCUGGGAGCUCGGCCACGGAAUCCGCCACGGUGAAUGUGGGCAAGGACCACGACGUGGCCAAGCACGUCAAUGACAGCGUUUCCACGGGCCUGAGCAAUUACAGUAAUUACCCCAGCUACAUUCACUACAGGGACAAGUACGACCUGAGCUACAUUGCCAAAGUGAAUCCCUUUUGGCUGCAAUUUGAGCCACCUAAGUCGAGCACCUUCCUGGUGAUGGCCGCCCUGUAUUGCCUGAUUUCGGUGGUGGGAUGUGUGGGCAAUGCGUUCGUCAUCUUCAUGUUCGCCAACCGCAAAUCUCUGCGCACUCCUGCCAAUAUCCUGGUGAUGAAUCUGGCCAUCUGCGACUUUCUGAUGCUCAUCAAAUGUCCGAUUGCCAUAUACAACAACAUCAAAGAGGGUCCGGCUCUGGGUGACAUUGCCUGCCGUCUCUAUGGAUUUGUGGGUGGUCUAAGUGGCACCUGUGCCAUCGGUACCCUAACCGCCAUCGCCCUGGAUCGGUACAAUGUGGUGGUGCAUCCCCUGCAGCCGCUGAGACGCUGUUCUCGCCUGCGAUCCUACGUGAUCAUCCUGCUGAUCUGGUGCUACAGCUUCCUGUUCGCCGUGAUGCCGGCCCUGGACAUCGGACUAUCUGUGUAUGUGCCAGAGGGAUUCCUCACCACCUGCAGCUUCGACUACCUGAACAAGGAGACGCCUGCCCGGAUUUUCAUGGCACUGUUCUUUGUGGCAGCCUACUGCAUCCCACUGACCACCAUUGUGUACUCCUACUUCUACAUACUGAAGGUGGUCUUCACGGCGAGUCGCAUUCAGUCGAACAAGGACAAGGCCAAGACGGAACAGAAGUUGGCCUUCAUUGUGGCAGCCAUUAUCGGUUUGUGGUUUCUGGCCUGGUCACCGUACGCCAUCGUUGCCAUGAUGGGUGUCUUCGGCCUGGAGCGGCACAUAACGCCCCUGGGAUCGAUGAUUCCCGCGCUCUUCUGCAAGACAGCUGCCUGCGUGGAUCCCUACUUGUAUGCGGCCACCCAUCCGCGGUUUCGAGUCGAGGUGAGAAUGCUCUUCUACGGACGCGGAGUGCUGCGCAGGGUCUCCACCACCAGGUCAUCGUACAUGACCCGAUCCCGAUCGUCGUUCACCCACCGAUUGAGGACCAGCACCACUGGUGACGGUGGCAUGGCAAUGGGGGAUCACCGCAUGGAGAACUACCUGAUGAACAACAACCUGAUGAUGGUGCCCGAGGAGACGGAGGAGAACGAGGAGAUCGUCGUGGUGGCCGAGAUCAACAAUUCGGUUAGCAGCGUCAUGGAGCAGAGUAAGUUCUGAAGGAUGUGAUCUGCCAGUUAAGAAAAUAGAAGUCAUAUGUAUUCCUGUCAAUCCGUUUUAAGCAUAGUAACACAACCAUUUUUAAUUAGUUUUAAGUUUAGUACAAACGUGUUUUAUAUGAUUUCAAAAUGAGUCAAACUUGUGACCACGAUAGGUAGAUAAUUUAAAACUAUGCCGCACUGAAGAAGAAAAGCUAUUCUUUCAAUUGAAAAUUUCAACUCGGUUUUCCCAAAGUCAUUUAGAAUAACCAUUCCUAUCUCAAUAAGUAAAUACUCACUGUUAAUUGAAAACGUUUGUGCACUGCAAGGCAUAUCCACAUGGAUCAUAAUCAUAAAUUGAAUGGAUCGACUCAAGUUCCAUUGUUGGACCUAUCUAAUUUGUAUGUAGAAAUAAUAGACCGAACUGAAAUCAGCAAAAGCGGCUAAAUAAUUUCGCUCAGCGAUGAUAUGCCAAUGGCAUUGUUCGUCGGACUGAAUGCCAUGUCAUUGAUGGACCUACAAUUGACAUGAAAAUAAUAAUAAUAACAAAUAGAAGUGAAGCAGGGAAAUCCGCGGAGCAGUGGGAAAUUGGCAAGGCACAACGACGACAGUGGUGAUAGUAAACAUAUUUAAUGAGCUUAUGUGAUGUUCAGGCGAGGGGAGUGGAUUACUUAGCGACAUAUACACACAUAAAUGUAUAAGACAUCCGAAUAGAGGGCCUAUUAUGGAGGCAAGGCCGAAAUUAGUACAAAGAGGGUGGCGUGGGUAGGGCGAAACUGGAAAUUCAAUAGGCAGAUUAUACAUAAUUUCAGGGAAAGUCACUCGGACCUAAGGUCAAGUCGCGGUGGUAUUGGAUGUUAACAGGCGGAUGUGCAGAUUGUUUGCAUUGUAGUUUAAUAUUGGAAUAACUCACAAUCAAAGCAGCCUGCGGACUUGUUCUAUUUCUGAAAUUGGUUUGUAUUGUGAUGGCCCUUCAAAGUUAUUGACAACUUAAACUAAUUGCGUUAAUGUCUCGAUGUCUAAUCCGAUGGUUUUCUCAGUAUCUUAUAGGUAUUAAAUCGAUUGUAUACAAUGUCUACUCUAAAACCUAACUAAGCAAACGACUUUGAUAAAGUCAUCGAGUACUUGUACCUGUAAGAAAAGUAAGAACAAAAAACACGACACGAAAGUGCGAUGCAUUGCGAGUAAGCCAAAUAUAUAACGAAUUUAUACUCUUGAUACUUACUUAGCUGUAUCAUUUUAUAUAUGUAUGUACAUGUAUAUCGGGGAUAUCUGGCCACAAUGGGCCGUAGAACAAUGGUAGCCCCAGAUGAAUAAGUCUCGGCCAGCAUUUUAAUUACUAGAACACAAAUUUAAGCCAUUGUUGGGACAAACUUGUAUAUUUCCUUCACUACGUGAACGAACAAUGGACCCUGCUAUUUGUAAUUGUGCUCAAAAUGAAAUUGCAGAAAAAUACUGAGACGACUCGUGGCGGGGAUAAACAAAGAGAAAGCGGGGGAAAACCAUUUAAUUAGCAUAUUUAAAAUGCACUUUGACAUCAGUUUUGUGUGUGCAUUGUGUGUGUGUGUUUCACUUAAGCAGCUUGUAUUCACAUUAGUUUAACUCAGUAAUUGUUUGACAUGAAGUACCUAUUGUUUUUGUUAUGGCGGUAAAUGUUAAACACCAAGCAACUCGAAAUAAAUGUGCAAAAACUU